Messenger RNA from Eruca vesicaria subsp. sativa (arugula), 2244 nucleotides. The record is from the annotation of a GenBank genome assembly. NCBI's taxonomy places the organism in Eukaryota, Viridiplantae, Streptophyta, Magnoliopsida, Brassicales, Brassicaceae.
UUUUAAUUCUCUAUUACAUGGCUUCUCUCUCUGACCUUUGAUUCAUUCUCCACUACAGUCUAAAUCUAACAACAGCUAAACGAUGGAGGAACAUGAUCACCUUGCCCAUGAAAGAAACAAAGCAGAGUUCGAGGUCAACGACAUGAAGAUCGUCUGGGCCGGUUCCAGGCAAGCUUUUGAGGUUUCAAAUAGGAUGUCCCGCCUCGUCGCCAGUGAUCCGGUCUUUGAGAAAAGCAACAGAGCUGUAAUGACAAGGAAAGAGUUGUUCAAGAACACGUUGAGGAAAAGCGUUCAUGCUUGGAAGUUGAUCAACGAGCUUCCUCUCUCUGAUGAGGAGUCACUCAUGUUGAGAUCUUUCAUGGAUCAACCUGGCUUCAUGGAUCUUCAUUGGAGAAUGUUUGUGCCUGCAAUCAAAGGACAAGGGACAGAGGAACAGAAACAAAAGUGGUUGUCUCUUGCCAACAAGAUGCAGAUAAUCGGUUGUUACGCUCAAACUGAGCUUGGUCAUGGCUCUAACGUUCAAGGCCUUGAGACAACGGCUACUUUUGAUCCUCAGACAGACCAGUUUAUCAUGCACAGUCCAACUCAAACAUCAUCCAAAUGGUGGCCUGGUGGUUUGGGAAAAGUUUCUACUCAUGCUGUGGUUUAUGCUCGUCUUAUAACCAAUGGCAAAGACCAUGGUGUCCAUGGAUUCAUCGUGCAACUACGUAAUUUGGAUGAUCAUUCUCCUCUUCCUGGAAUAACCAUUGGUGAUAUAGGGGUGAAGUUUGGAAACGGAGCAUAUAACUCAAUGGACAAUGGUUUUCUUAUGUUUGAUAAGUUUUGUAUUCCUAGAGAUCAAAUGCUCAUGAGACUGGCAAAGGUGACAAGAGAAGGAAAAUAUGUACCAUCAGAUGUUCCAAGGCAACUGAUGUAUGGUACUAUGGUGUCUGUGAGACAGACUAUUGUGUCAAAUGCUUCCAUUGCCAUGGCGAGAGCAGUGUGCAUAGCUACAAGGUACAGUGCAGUGAGAAGGCAGUUUGGCUCACAGAAUGGUGGAAUUGAGACACAGGUGAUUGAUUAUAAAACUCAACAGAAUAGGUUGUUUCCUUUGUUAGCAUCUGCAUAUGCAUUUAGGUUUGUAGGAGAGUGGCUCAAAUGGUUAUACACUGAUGUAACACAAAGGCUAGAGGCUAGUGAUUUCGCAACGUUGCCUGAAGCUCAUGCGUGCACUGCAGGAUUGAAGUCUAUGACUACCUCAGCAACAUCUGAUGGUAUUGAAGAAUGUCGGAAGCUAUGUGGUGGACAUGGCUACUUGUGGUGCAGUGGCCUUCCUGAGCUGUUUGCUGUAUAUGUUCCUGCUUGCACAUAUGAGGGAGACAAUGUUGUGUUGCAAUUACAGGUUGCUAGAUUUUUGAUGAAGAUAGUUUCACAGUUGGGUUCUGGAAAGGCUCCUGCUGGAACAACUGCAUAUAUGGGCAGAGCAAAACAUCUUUUGCAAUGUCACUCAAGCAUUAGAAAGGCUGAGGAUUGGUUAAACCCUGCUAUGGUGUUGGAGGCUUUUGAAGCAAGGGCUUUGAGAAUGGCUGUUUCUUGUGCUAACAAUCUAAGCAAGUUUGAGAAUCAAGAACAAGGAUUCUCUGAACUAUUAGCUGAUCUUGUUGAGGCUGCUAUUGCACAUUGCCAGUUGAUUGUUGUCUCCAAGUUUAUAGACAAAAUAAACGGGGAGAUUAAAGGAAAAGGAGUGAAGAAUCAGCUCAAGAAUCUAUGCUACAUAUAUGCACUCCAUCUCAUUCACAAACACCUUGGGGAUUUUCUAAGCACAAACACCAUCACUUCUGAACAAGCUUCACUCGCUAGCCAGCAGCUUCGGUCACUCUACUCUCAGCUUCGACCAAAUGCAAUCGCUCUCGUGGACGCAUUUGACUACACGGACCACUAUCUUGGCUCUGUGCUGGGCCGCUAUGAUGGAAACGUUUACCCAAAGCUGUUUGAGGAAGCAUUGAAAGAUCCACUCAAUGACUCGGUGGUCCCUGAUGGCUACCAUGAAUACAUACGACCGUUGAUUAAGCAGCACCUCCGCUCAGCUAGACUCUAAGUCCUGAGCUAUGAGGUUAUUUGGAAUUUUAACAAGUCUUUUCUUUUUGUGGCUGAAAAGGGACAGCAUUAUUUUGGUUCUUUAAGAUUUUAUUCACGUUUUUUAAAUGUAAAAUAAGUACCUUAAGUUAGUUGAGGAAUAUAACAAUAUUAAAAGUUUGUGUGAGA